Messenger RNA from Saprolegnia parasitica CBS 223.65, 788 nucleotides. RefSeq lists its product as hypothetical. Gene Ontology annotation, molecular function: protein-lysine-acetyltransferase activity. Gene Ontology annotation, biological process: mitotic sister chromatid cohesion. NCBI's taxonomy places the organism in Eukaryota, Oomycota, Saprolegniomycetes, Saprolegniales, Saprolegniaceae. Gene Ontology annotation, cellular component: nucleus; chromatin. The transcript is spliced from 2 exons. The record is from RefSeq and is a predicted model, not a curated record. The coding region runs from base 4 to 759 and encodes 251 amino acids.
GCCAUGGCCGGGAACGCGUUCGACGUGCUCAUGCAGCGCAAGCCCGCCGCGACUCGCAAGCGCAAGGUGGCAUGCAAGGCUCAGCCCAGCGGCGGAACGCCUAAGAAAGCCAAGGCGCAGCAGCGGUUCAUCGAUCUCGGUCAGGCUGACCUUGGACAGCGAACGUGCCCGGCGUGUGGCUUUCUGUAUAUGGCCGGCCUCGACGCCGACGAGAAGGCUCACGCACGCUUUUGCAAAAAGGUUGCAGCAGGCGUCACGGUUAGCGGCUGGAAGAACGAGCGCCUCCAUCUCACGCGAGGCCAGAGCCGCAUUAUCGAGCUACGCGGCGACGACCCCGCGGCGCAUGUCAAGAAACUUCGGCAGAUCAAAGCUGUCUUGGACGACACGCUGGGCGUCAUCGACGAGACUGAGUUCUUUGCCCGACGCCACUUCAUCUAUGUGGCAAAAGACAACGUUGUGGGGUGCGUCUGUGCCGAGGCCAUCACCACAGCAUACCCGUACUCGACAACGUCUGGCGUCAUCACCAUCGACACCAACCAGCCGCGCGACGUGCUCGUAGGCAUUAGCCACAUGUGGGUGCACCCGCGCCACCGGCGCGAAGGCAUCGCCAAGGCGCUUUUGGAUGUCGUCCGACAAAAGUUUACCUACGGCAUGACGAUCCCAACAGCACAGGUCGCGUUUUCGCAGCCGACGGCCGAUGGGAUGUCAUUUGGCACGCACUAUGUUGCGCCGGCGCCGAUGCUGCUGUAUGCAAUCUAAUCGAACGCAACACGUAGAUGAACGAGAUA